Messenger RNA from Molossus molossus (Pallas's mastiff bat), 2434 nucleotides. RefSeq names its product early growth response 1 (gene EGR1). NCBI's taxonomy places the organism in Eukaryota, Metazoa, Chordata, Mammalia, Chiroptera, Molossidae. The transcript has 2 exons. The record is from RefSeq and is a predicted model, not a curated record. Gene Ontology annotation, molecular function: DNA-binding transcription factor activity, RNA polymerase II-specific; RNA polymerase II cis-regulatory region sequence-specific DNA binding. Gene Ontology annotation, biological process: regulation of transcription by RNA polymerase II. The coding region runs from base 292 to 1920 and encodes 542 amino acids.
GAGAGAUCCCAGCACGCAGAACUUGGGGAGCCGCCGCCGCCGCCGCCGCCAGCUACCGCCGCCGCCAGCUUCCGCCGUCCAGGACCGGCCCCGGCCCGGUCUCGGUAGCAACACUGCGUCCACACCGGCCGGCGGCAAGGGCAAGCCUGGGGACCCCAUCUGCGCUCUUCACAUUGUGCCCCGAGUCCCGCAUGUGACCCGGCCAGGUCCCCGAGAGUGUGUUCCCCGCAGCUCCAGCCCCGGGCUGCCCCCACCCGCCCCAACACCAGCUCUCCAGUCCGCCCGUCCGGGAUGGCCGCAGCCAAGGCCGAGAUGCAGCUGAUGUCCCCGCUGCAGAUCUCCGACCCAUUCGGCUCCUUUCCUCACUCGCCCACCAUGGACAACUACCCUAAGCUGGAGGAGAUGAUGCUGCUGAGCAACGGGGCUCCUCAGUUCCUCGGAGCAGCUGGGGCCCCGGAGGGUAGUGCUGGUAACAGCAGCGGCAGCAGCGGGGGCGGUGGAGGUGGAGGGAGCGGCAGCAACAGCAGCAGCGGCAGCGCCUUCAACCCUCAAGGGGAGGCGGGCGAGCAGCCCUACGAGCACCUAACCUCAGAGUCUUUUCCUGACAUCUCUCUGAGUAACGAGAAGGUUCUGGUGGAGACAAGUUAUUCCAGCCAAACCACCCGGCUUCCCCCCAUCACCUACACUGGCCGCUUCUCUCUGGAGCCUGCACCCAACAGUGGCAACACCUUGUGGCCUGAGCCCCUCUUCAGCCUGGUCAGUGGCCUUGUGAGCAUGACCAACCCCCCAGCCACCUCAUCCUCAGCACCAUCUCCAACGGCCUCUUCCUCAUCCUCGGCCUCCCAGAGCCCACCCCUGAGCUGCGCAGUGCAGUCCAACGACAGCAGCCCCAUUUACUCAGCGGCACCCACCUUCCCCACUCCUAACACUGACAUCUUCCCUGAGCCACAAAGCCAGGCCUUUCCAGGCUCCGCCGGCACCGCGCUCCAAUACCCGCCUCCUGCUUAUCCUACUGCCAAGGGUAGCUUCCAGGUCCCUAUGAUUCCAGACUAUCUGUUUCCACAACAGCAGGGGGACCUGGGACUGGGCACCCCAGACCAGAAGCCCUUCCAGGGCCUGGAGAGCCGUACUCAGCAGCCUUCCCUCACUCCCCUCUCUACCAUCAAGGCCUUUGCCACACAGUCUGGCUCCCAGGACCUGAAGGCCCUCAACACCACUUAUCAGUCCCAACUCAUCAAACCCAGCCGCAUGCGCAAGUACCCCAACCGGCCCAGCAAGACACCCCCCCACGAGCGGCCCUAUGCCUGCCCAGUGGAGUCCUGUGACCGCCGCUUCUCCCGUUCAGAUGAGCUCACGCGUCACAUUCGCAUCCACACUGGCCAGAAGCCCUUCCAGUGUCGCAUCUGCAUGCGCAACUUCAGCCGCAGUGACCACCUCACCACCCACAUCCGCACCCACACAGGGGAGAAGCCCUUCGCCUGCGACAUCUGUGGGAGAAAGUUUGCUAGGAGCGAUGAACGCAAGAGACAUACCAAGAUCCACUUGCGGCAGAAGGACAAAAAAGCAGACAAAGGUGUUGUGGCCUCCUCUACCAACCCCUCCCUCUCUUCCUACUCCUCACCGGUGGCUACCUCCUAUACCUCCCCAGUUACUACCUCUUAUCCAUCCCCAGCCACCACCUCAUACCCAUCACCUGUGCCCACUUCUUACUCCUCUCCAGGCUCCUCAACCUACCCAUCCCCUGUGCACAGUGGUUUCCCCUCACCUUCAGUGGCCACCACAUACUCUUCCAUUCCUCCUGCUUUCCCUGCCCAAGUCAGCAGCUUCCCUUCCUCAGCUGUCACCAACUCCUUCAGCGCCUCCACAGGGCUUUCGGACAUGACAACAACCUUUUCUCCCAGGACAAUUGAAAUUUGCUAAAGGAAAAGAGGAAAAAAAGGGAAAAGGGAAAAAAAGAGACUUAAGAAACACAAGAGACUUAAAAGACAGAAUGGAGGAGAUGGCCAUGGGAGGGUUUCCUCUUGGGCCAGAUGGAGGUUCUCGGAGCCAAUCCUCCCCCUCUACUUGACUCCAGGGUCACCAUGGAAAGUCUGUUGGCCAACAAUCCUUUCUGCCCUCUUUCCCUUCCUCCUCUGUUCCCUUUGACUUCAGCUGCCUGAAACAGCCAUGUCCAAGUUCUUCACCUCUAUCCAAAGAACUUGAUUUGCAUGGAUUUUGGAUAUAUCAUUUCAGUAUCAUCUCCACUGUAUGCCUGACCCCUUGCUCCCUUCAGUGCUAGAAAAUUGAGUUGGCAAAAUGGGGUUUGGGCCCCUCAGAGCCCAGCCCUGUACCCUUGUACAGUGUGCCAUGGAUUUCAUUUUUCUUGGGGUACUCUUGAUGUGAAGAUAAUUUGCGUAUACUAUUGUAUUACUUGGAGUUAGGGCCUCACUUUGGG